UUCCAUAUGAGGAAAUAUCAGUGUUCAUAUUUCCCUCAACCUAAUAACAUCUAAAUUUUAUCACUUUUUCAAGCCGGCCAGUCUCAGCACAUUUUGUCUAAUAUUAUUUGAAAACCAUGGGUUGUGCACCGGGCGGACCUUGCUGCGGACCCUGUGGAUCCUGUGGACCUUGCUGCGGACCCUGUUGUGGACCUUGCGGUCCCUGCUGCGGCCCCUGUGGACCUCGUUGUGGUCCUUGCGGACCCUGCGGUCCCUGCGGUCCCUGCUGCGGCCCUAUGGAAAAACGAAACGGCCUUCAGCGCUGCUGUCCGUUUUAGCUGUGAGUGCCUGGAAAAGCAACCAAAUUAAGGCCUUCAAAGUGAUUUCAUUAAAACUUAUUGACAAAUAAAGGGGAACUAUGAAAACGUCAAA
Drosophila erecta is the source of this 411-nucleotide messenger RNA. It is a transcript of the gene Mst84Dd, whose product is annotated as male-specific sperm protein Mst84Dd. NCBI's taxonomy places the organism in Eukaryota, Metazoa, Arthropoda, Insecta, Diptera, Drosophilidae. The transcript is spliced from 2 exons. The coding region runs from base 117 to 317 and encodes 66 amino acids. The record is from RefSeq and is a predicted model, not a curated record.